Molecule: messenger RNA, 3200 nt
Organism: Acanthochromis polyacanthus (spiny chromis)
Lineage: Eukaryota; Metazoa; Chordata; Actinopteri; Pomacentridae
Gene: strada
Product: STE20 related adaptor alpha
Exons: 13
Coding region: 188-1474 (428 amino acids)
Biological process (GO): protein phosphorylation
Molecular function (GO): protein serine/threonine kinase activator activity; ATP binding; protein kinase activity
Source: RefSeq, a predicted model, not a curated record
UUCGUGUGCGACGCGGCGCUCAGCACCGACAAAGAGCUGUCAAAAACAUCCUGCUAGAGAAGAUGGCUGGCUAACUAAGUUGUCCUGAAAUACAGUAUUACUCCCACCAGACCUUGGGCUUCUAAACAUCACAUAGAUAUUCCCUGUAUGUGUUUUCGGCAUCACUGUAACACAUUCAAGAGGAUCCAUGUCUUUUCUUCGUUGGGUUUCUGAGAAACUGAGUGUGGAGAGCCUGCGGGAUUUGGAGUUAUUUGGAGAGCAAGCUCAGGGACUCUCUCACAGGAAAGCCCAUGAGGACAGUCGGGAGAGUUUGACCUCCCUCCCCCGUCGAGACACUAUGGGCAGCUUCCUCCCUGACAGCAGCUCAUAUGAGCUCCUCACUGUUAUUGGUCGAGGCUUGGACGACUUGAUGACUGUGAAUCUCGCUCGAUACAGACCUACAGGGGAGCAUGUCGCCAUCCGACGGAUCGAUUUGGAGUCGUGUACUAAUGACAUGGUUACCUACCUGCAGGGCGAACUACAUGUGUCAAAGUUGUUUCACCACCCCAGUAUUCUACCCUACAAGAGUGUCUUUAUAGCUGAAAAUGAGCUGUGGGUCAUCACACCCUUCAUGGCUUAUGGGUCAGCGAGAGAUCUUAUCUGCACACAUUUUACAGACGGUAUGAGCGAGCUGACCAUCGCCUACAUUUUGCUCGGCAUGCUCAAAGCUCUCGACUACAUCCACCACAUGGGAUACGUGCACCGGAGUGUGAAGGCCAGCCACGUGUUGAUCUCUGCGGACGGACAGGUCUGCAUGUCGGGUCUGCGCAGCAUCUUCAGUCUGAUCCGACACGGCCAGAGAGCCAAAGUGGUCCACGACUUCCCCCAGUACAGCGUCAAGGUGCUGCCUUGGCUCAGCCCCGAAGUACUGCAACAGAAUCUGCAGGGCUACGACUCUCGAUCAGACAUCUACAGUCUCGGCAUCACAGCCUGUGAAUUGGCCAACGGACAUGUGCCCUUCAAAGACAUGCCAGCUACACAGAUGCUGCUGGAGAAGCUAAAUGGGACGGUACCAUGUUUGCUGGAUACUACCACUAUCCCCCCGGAGGAGCUGUCACUGAAGCCGUCCCGCUCUGGUGCCGACUCUGGGAUCUGUGAGGGUCCAGGACCUGGAGGGAUCCGACACUCUAACGGAGAGCCGUCCUCCUCGUCGGGAGGACAUCCAUACAACCGGACGUUCUCCCCGCACUUCCACGGCUUCGUUGAACUGUGUCUGCAGCGAGACCCGGAGAAAAGACCAUCUGCCACCACUCUCAUUGGUCAUCCCUUCUUCAAACAGAUUAAACGCCGACCCUCUGAGGCGCUGCCUGAGCUGCUGCGGCCUGUGUCGCCCAUCACCAGCUUCGAGAGCUCCCAGCAGCAGGACUCUCCCUCUGGACUGGCCAGCUUGGAGUCGGGUCUGAGCCACUUGGAGGUGGACGACUGGGACUUCUGACAGCGGAGGAUUCGGCGGGGAGACAGUUGUGGGAUGAGAAACUCUCUGAGCAGACAGGACAAGAGUCGUUUUUCUAAUGGUCCACUUGUAAAUAACACAAAUCUCAGACUAAAAGGAGUCGCUGCUCUCAGAGAGAGGUUAAAAGCCAGCAGCCAUCUUGCCUCUUUUUGAUGUCUCUCACAUGCUUAUGGUCUCUAGAUAGGCACAGACUCUUGCACUGCACUGAUGGUCUCUUUCUCACCAACACACACACACACCUCUGUUUACAGAUUGUACAUUACAAGCCCCCUGGAGCCAAAACACAACAAGACUCCUCUGUUCCUCUUGCUGCUACCGAGGUGUCAGAGGAGGGUCUUUGGAUGUAGACGCAGCCUAAAGAUUCUCAUGAAACAGAUCAGUGGGAAGCUGCUACUUAAUAUUCAGAGGGGACGCUCUACCUCUUGUGUGAUCGUGGCCGCUUGAUGUGGCCCAUCUGCUCGGUGAGACCACCAUAAGGGUGCACGACGGUCCUCACGGCUGACUCAGUUAGCCCUCUGCACCAGAUGGAAGGUCUAAUGUAGGGUCAACUUAACGAACAGCACGUACACACGUUUCUUAGCUCCCUGCCUGUGUUACAGCAUAAACCACAUCUCAUGCUUCAGGCCUCUCUUUUGUUGCACAGAGGUUGAAAUUAACACCUGUUAAUUUAACCUUCCAAGCAUAGAAGUAUGUAUUUCCUUGAACUUACUCUGGGUGUUCCUCAUGUUGAAAGUGAAUGUUUUACUGGUGCUCGUUUUGUCUGCAUGUACAUUUGAUAAAAGAGGGCAGAGCAAAGUGUUGACUUUCAAAUUAAACUUGGUUUGGUUUAAUGUUGAAACUUGAUGGCAUCACACAAAGAGGCUGUAAACCUUCAAAAAAUGUAUUUUAUUCAAAAUUUACACAGACAAACACAUAAGGGGAUGGACGGAGAGGUUCACAUGUUGCUAAUCUUCCUCGUCCGAUGGUGGCUGGUCUGUUGCGGCAUGAUGUUUCUCCAUCUUUGCCAUUAACUCUGAAAUAAAAGGGAAAAUGACCAAAAAAAAGUUAUUAAUGGGAAUCAUUCAGUUGCACUGAUGAAUUACUUAAAUGUGUUUUAGUUUCCCUUUUUUUUUUGGCUGAGCCUGCUUUGUGGAGGUACUUUAUUUUGUUUGUUUAUUUAAGUUUGGGAGCAUUGUUGUACCAUUUUAUGUUUAGAUCUUGUAAUGCUUUUCCCCUAAACCGGUACAGAUCUCUCCUGCUACUUCUUCAAAGUGUGUAUAUUCACUCAGAUUUACUUUUGCUGCACAAAUGUCCUCUGCUUCAAAUUGAGUGCGUUUCCUCGCAAAUAGGAUGCCUCUGUGCACUAACACAACUUCUAGAUAGAUACUUGAUCAAUCCUUUGUAGGAAAUUACUUAUUUUUUUUGGCAACUAUAAUCACAGUCAAGAGCCCACAUUUAACAUAAAACUCUUCUGACACAGUAACUGGGGUGGAAUCUGAAUAUUCGGAUCUCAAAAUACAUAUUCAGAUACCACCAUCACGACCGAAUACUCGGUUCCAGGCCUAAAGUAUGCUACAGACUUAUGUAUUGUGCCAAAUAUGUAAAAAUAAUAAUGAUGUAAGAUAGCAGAGCUUUUCGGGAAAUUAUUACCAAAUCUGAAUGUAAAAUAGAGAAAUUAUGCUCUCAAACUGAAAGAUCUUGCUUGAAUAAAGACAGGAAACUAGCUUUA